UGUCUGAACAAGGCCUGGACUGGGACAAAGCUCGCAAGUGUGCUGGGGCUUGCAGGACUUCGCUCAAGAGAGCUAACUGGAGUUCCUGCUUGGGAUUCUUUGACUCUUCGUCAUCAGUAGUGGACGCGGGGAGUGGCGCCUUGCAGGCCCCAAGGAGAAUAGGAUAUUCACUCUGGAAGGGGAGUGUGAAAAGUCAGCACUGCAAGUUGCAGAAUAUCAACAUGACGUCAGCAUGCUGGACACUGAGAGCAUGUACAGGAAGAAGUUGGUGUCAAGGACGAAGGCUUUUUAUAGAGCAGAGGAGUGGGUUCAGAAAGGCUCCUAGGAAUCCUGAAAAAGGAGAGUCUGAAAUUCGAGGUGGCCCUGAGACUUUUAAAAGCAGCUUUACACCACCGUUGGCAGAACCUUUAUCCCCAACACGUUCCUACAUUCUGAAAAAAUUAUACAAACCUUUCUUCUUCACUGUGGGGUUUUCAGGUUGUUCUUUUGGCGUUGCUGCUAUUUGGCAAUAUGAGUCUCUAAAAUAUCGAAUGAGGAAUUAUCUGGAUGAUAUUCGAGCAGAUUGGUUGGAGAAGCUACGACCACAAAAGCAAGGUGAAUUUCGUAAGCAGGUGAAUGAAUGGUGGAACAGUCUCACUGAUGGACAAAGAACUGUAUCUGGUAUUAUUGCAGCCAAUAUGCUGGUGUUCUGCCUAUGGAGAGUUCCCUCUCUGCAAUGCACAAUGAUUCGAUAUUUCACGUCUAACCCUGCCUCUAAGUCCCUCUGCCUACCAAUGAUUCUUUCCACUUUCAGUCACUUCUCACUUUUCCAUAUGGCAGCCAAUAUGUAUGUAUUGUGGAGCUUCUCCUCAAGCAUUGUCUCCAUGAUGGGCUCAGAGCAGUUUCUGGCUGUAUAUAUGUCUGCAGGCGUGAUAUCUACAUUCGCAAGCUAUGUUAGCAAAGCAGCCACAGGACGCUUUGGUCCAUCUUUAGGAGCCUCUGGUGCAAUAAUGACUGUUCUAGCUGCUGUGUGUACCAAGAUGCCUGAAGCCAAGCUGGCCAUUAUUUUCCUGCCCAUGUUCACAUUCACUGCAGGCAAUGCUCUCAAGGUCAUUCUUGCUCUGGACUCUACGGGUUUAGUUUUAGGAUGGAAGUUUUUUGAUCACGCUGCACAUCUUGGUGGUGCUCUGUUUGGAAUAUGGUAUGCUCUGUAUGGUCAUGAAUUUAUCUGGAAAAAGAGGGAACCAUUGGUGAGAAUGUGGCAUGAAUUUCGUAGUGGACCUCCAAGGAGUGGUGCAUCUUGACACUGUAAAUCCAGAUUCUUCUAAACAGUGAUGAUUUGCAAGAUUUAUGAGAUUUAUGUAAUAAAAUCUUUAGAGACUUUGUGUGUGAGAAAUU
Pelobates fuscus (common spadefoot toad) is the source of this 1377-nucleotide messenger RNA. It is a transcript of the gene PARL, whose product is annotated as presenilin associated rhomboid like. The transcript has 12 exons. NCBI's taxonomy places the organism in Eukaryota, Metazoa, Chordata, Amphibia, Anura, Pelobatidae. The coding region runs from base 222 to 1283 and encodes 353 amino acids. Gene Ontology annotation, molecular function: serine-type endopeptidase activity. The record is from RefSeq and is a predicted model, not a curated record. Gene Ontology annotation, cellular component: membrane.